AUGAAUUGGCUCAACUGCUUCGCCUGCAAGCAGAAGGCGGUGGACGACGUGAAGACGCUCGACUUCAGUCGGGCGUCCAUCGCUGAUGUCCCACCAGAGGUGUUUAACUUUGAACGGACCUUAGAAAAUCUUCAUCUUGAUGGAAACAAGAUAAUAGAAUUACCUCGGUUGUUAUUCCAAUGUGAAGAAUUAAGAUUCCUGGACAUUUCUGACAAUGAAAUCCAGUUAAUCCCAGCGUUAAUAUCAAAACUGGUCCAGUUGCACACGCUGAAUCUAAGCAGGAACUGCCUCAAGCAUUCGGACAUACCAGCCAACAUCCACAGGUGCCAAAAGUUGACUUUUCUUGAUCUCAGCUCGAACGCCCUGGAGAAACUCCCCGAAGGUUUAACAAGUUUAGUAAAUCUUCAAGAAUUAUAUCUUAAUGAUACAUAUAUCGAGUUCUUGCCUGCCAAUUUUGGUCGGUUGAAUAAUCUACGCAUACUUGAACUGCGUGAUAACAGCCUAUCAUCCUUACCGAAGAGUCUAAGACGUCUUACAAUGUUAAUACGCUUGGAUCUAAGCAACAAUGAUUUCACUGAUAUGCCAGAGGUGAUUGGUAACAUGAGUAAUCUAAAAGAAUUGUGGAUAAAUGGCAAUUGCAUCACACAUUUAAUCCUGGGUAUUGGUAAUCUGCAAGAACUGCAGGAUUUCGAUGCGUCGAAGAAUGACAUCGAGACAAUACCGAAAGAAAUCGGCCGGUGUACGAAACUGACAAGUUUAAUCCUGAGUCAUAAUUUGAUCAAAGAAAUCCCGCAUGUUUUGGGCCAUUUAAAGGAGAUGCAGACGCUAAAAAUGGAUUUCAAUUGUAUUGAAGCACUGCCGCAUACAAUCGGGACACUGGCGAAGCUCGAGGAGCUCGAUGUACAGAACAAUCAAAUCACAGCAAUACCAACAUCAUUCGGUUUUCUAAGAAAGCUGAACUAUUUUAUAGCUUCGCAUAAUUUUUUAACUUCUCUGCCAGCGGAGAUCGGGAGUUGCGUAUCACUUACAAUAUUAAAUCUACAUAAUAAUAUGUUGCGUAGGCUACCGGAUGAAAUCGGACAUCUGCAGAAUUUGACCUCAUUGGGGUUGAUUGGGAAUAAAUUGGAAUAUCUACCGAUACCUGUUGCUAACCUACCGAAUUUACGGGCGUUAUGGUUGACGCAGAAUCAAAGUCAUCCAUUGAUACCUCUACAAACUGAGCAAUUGGAACACAGUGGACAACUAGUAUUAACUUGUUUCCUCCUGCCCCAGAUACAAAUGACCCAUCAAAAUAUCAACAAAGAGUCUCCCACUGAGAAUAUAUCACUACCCAAACGACAUAUUGCGUUCACCGAACCAGGGAUACCACGAGAACCUUUACCUCGCCUCACCCGGGCACCCACACCUUAUCCGAAAGAUUUCCAACGUUUUCAACGCUCUCUAAACAAUCAACUACGACGUAACCGCGACGCAAACUCGCAGAUAUUAAAUUUAAAUCUAGAUGCUGGACAAUCACCGUCGCAGUCGCAGAUCAAAGAGGCUGUGGUAACGCCAAUGAAGAAUGAUAUUAAUGGAGAUCACCUCCAACAUCACUUCAGCACACAAACCGACUUCAUAUCACCGCCGGACAAUCAUCCACCCAACUACGAGAACGAUUUCUUGAAUUACAACCACAAUUCGAAUACAAACUCAGCUGUAAAUGAUAACAAUUCGGAUCACUAUAGUUAUAACGAUAAGAACAGUGUGAAUAGUCUGGAUGGAUUGGAUCAUGAUGAUAAACUGAGUGUGGAUAUGCAGGAGAAGUGUAUGAUGGUGACUGCGAAGCAACCACCGCCGUAUCAUAUUGCUGCGGCGUAUUCAAAGAACGCGAAGUAUUUUAAUAAAGUCGAGGAUUACAUGGAGGAUGAUAAACCGAAGAAAUUCACGCAGGAUUUACAAGCGCAGAAUAUUCCUGUGCCGCAGCCAGUCAACUAUAGCAAGAAGACUGAUGGGUUGUUGCAGGAGAUUAAUAAACGCAUUGAUGAUCAUUAUGCUAAUCAAAAUUACGAGAAGAAUUACGUGGUGGAGAAGCAGUUCGCGGAGAAUUUGAAUAACGAGAGUCGUGUGCCCAAGAAUUUGACUGUGGUUUUAACACCGUGUUGUUAUGUUUUGGGAUUUACUGUCACGUAUAAUGAGAGUGGGGUUUUUGUUAGCAAAGUGGAUGAAAACGGCAACGCUUUCCAAAAACUCUUCGCCGGGGAUAGAAUCCUCGCACUGGAUAAGAUAGAUCUUACCAAGAUGGAGCCCUGGCAGGCGUACAAGACUGUUCUCAUCCAAGGUCCUGAAACCGAAUCGUUUUUUAUCACAAGGUAUUAAUAAAGUAAUAGAUGUAGACGGACAUCUAGCGUAGGUAAUUUAAACGAUGAUUGAACUUAAAUUUAACGAAUUGAAUUUAGGUUGAGUCAUUUUACUUAACUUGAGGCUCAAAGUACGCGGUGCCAUCGGAUCCAAUACCUCAAUAUAAUAUACAUACUGAUAUUGCAUACAAUUGCUAACAAUAUUGAUAACUUGAUAAUGUCUAUAUAGCUAUAUAUAUACGAUUAGUGUUUUGAAUUUUAUAUGAGGAUGUGGUCCAAUUUAUUCAAUUGAUGCGUUUUUUUCAUGAAAGAUUGGCAGCCAACUUUAAACUAUGACUUUAAAAGAUAAAUAUAUAUAUUUCUAUUAUAUAAGGUGGUUAUAUUUGUGUUCAAUUCAGCAAUCUAGCGAUUUAAGUUGAUGUUAAACAAUCAUUUCUACUGUAUGACUUGCAUUGCGGCACAAAGUGUGUAGAAUAGACAUUGGUGUUGAUGAUUUGAUGUGUUAUAAUUCUCGAUUUCGCACCGUCUUUAAGCAAUUUAUUGAUUAUUGAUCAUUGAUAGCGGUUUUAAUGUAGGGUGUUUAUUGUAGGGUUAUUUAUACAUUUCGAGGCUGUGAUUUGAAUUUUUAUUUAUUUUAGAUAGAGAAUCGUUUGGUAUAGUUAGUAAGCGUUUUACUGCGUAAAAAUUCGAGCGACGCGUUUUGAUGCGGUGUCGAAAUUGGUCUGUCUCGGCGUUUUUAUUCGAUAUUAUUCGACUCUACUGUAAGAUACGAGUAUUUAUAUAUCCGUAGUUAGAUGAUUCAAGCAAAACUGAACAAACUAUUGUAACACCCUUUUUUAUGUAUAAAACUGGAGCAAAUUUGUAAUGAAAUAAAGAUAUGUGAAUCAAA
This is a messenger RNA of Dalotia coriaria, 3225 nucleotides long. It is a transcript of the gene Lap1, whose product is annotated as leucine rich repeat containing protein 7 lap1. NCBI's taxonomy places the organism in Eukaryota, Metazoa, Arthropoda, Insecta, Coleoptera, Staphylinidae. The transcript has 4 exons. The coding region runs from base 1 to 2355 and encodes 784 amino acids. The record is from RefSeq and is a predicted model, not a curated record. Gene Ontology annotation, molecular function: protein binding.